CGAGCAAUUUUUUUGUUCAUUAUGGAAAACUCUAUAUCUGUUGUUUUUGUUUUCCAUCUAUAAAUACCCUACUUGCCUUCAUGGCAGGCCUUAGAUAACUAGCUAUACAUUUUCAUUCUCAUCAUCCCUUUUUUUUUUUUUAACACCAUUUGUCUCGCGUCCUCAUACGCAGAUACAACCAUGGUUGUUUCAGGCAAAAAAACUAUGCUCCUAGUGCUUGUAUCGACGUUUCUUCUUGGUUUGUUAUCUGUUUCCUGUUUGGCAGAGCUUCAGCGUUUCGAACACGCUGCGAAACCUGAUGGAUCUCUUAGCUUCUUGGUGGUCGGAGAUUGGGGAAGAAAAGGACUCUAUAACCAAUCUAAAGUUGCUCUUCAGAUGGGAAUCAUUGGAGAAAAAUUAGAUGUUGACUUCAUAAUCUCAACCGGAGAUAACUUUUACGACAGAGGAUUGACCGGUAUAGACGAUCCAGCAUUCCAUCAAUCCUUUACUGAUAUCUACACAGCUCCUAGCUUGCAAAAGCAAUGGUACAAUGUGUUGGGUAAUCAUGAUUACAGGGGUAACGUUGAGGCUCAGUUGAGUCCCAUUCUUACAAAGAUGGAUAGCAGAUGGCUUUGCUUGAGAUCUUUUAUCCUCAAUGCUGGACCUGAUAUGGCAGAAUUUUUCUUUGUAGACACUACUCCAAUGGUGGACAAAUACUUCAUCGACCCAGAAGAUGAAGUCUAUGACUGGAAGGGCGUAUUACCCAGAGAGAAUUACAUUAAGAAUCUUUUAAUGGAAGUGGAAUCGGCUUUAAGGGAAUCCACAGCAAAGUGGAAGAUAGUAGUGGGUCACCAUACAAUCAAAAGUGCUGGACAUCAUGGCAACACUGUUGAGCUUGGGAUUUAUCUUCUCCCAAUCAUUCAGGCAUAUGAUGUUGAUCUUUAUAUCAACGGGCAUGACCAUUGCUUGGAGCAUAUUAGCAGCACUGAGAGUCCAAUUCAAUUUUUAACAAGUGGUGGAGGAUCAAAGUCCUGGAGGGGUGAUAUUAAAUGGUGGAAUCCACAAGAAAUGAAAUUCUAUUAUGAUGGACAAGGUUUCAUGUCAGUGGAAAUGACUCAGACUGAGGUUGAUGUUAACUUCUAUGAUGUUUCUGGCAAUGUUUUGCACAAAUGGAGCACUUCCAAGCAGCUUUCUUCUGCAAUGUAAGGAAAGUUAAUCGCAUUAAAACACCUUGGACGUCAAUUGGUUUUCCUACAUCAUCUAGUAGCUAUUAGAAACAAGAGUGGAAAAGGAAAAGCAGAGGAGAGAAACUUUGGUUAAUCUUGGGAGCUUUGUAUUUUUAGCUAUAUCCUUUUUUGUUUUUAUUGAAAUCGAAUAUGUUAUUUGAUAUUACGACAUUACAAUUUGGUUGAUUUCAAGUUAACCCAAUUUCUUACUCCA
This is a messenger RNA of Durio zibethinus, 1419 nucleotides long. RefSeq names its product purple acid phosphatase 4-like. Lineage: Eukaryota; Viridiplantae; Streptophyta; Magnoliopsida; Malvales; Malvaceae. Gene Ontology annotation, molecular function: acid phosphatase activity. The record is from RefSeq and is a predicted model, not a curated record.